UGUGCUUCAGAGUUCAGCGCCGUACAAGAUGGCUGACACUUGUUAGUGGUGUAUAUUUUUAUUUCUCGUCAAUGUGCAUUUUGCAAGGAAUCUUCUUGCCUUCGCCUCGGCGUGCGUAGCGAGUGCGUUCGUGGAAGGGAGUCACCGUGCUGUCACCUUUUUUUCUGGACCCUUUUCUGCCAUGUUCCGUCGCGAUGUGCCGUGAAAGUGCGAGAGGCCCAGUAAUUACCCGUCACCAGCCAUGUUCAUGUGUGUUCUUUUGUUAUGACAAUUGUGGUGAUUUUCGCGUGUGAUUGUCGUAAAGUGCCAAGAGGAAGUGGAUUUUUACAGCAAUUCGCUAAACUCACUCAGCAAAAUCUGGCCAAGUUUUUCGAGCCGAAAACAAUAGGUUAAAUGAAAGGACUUCCGGACGUUCGGUAUCAACUGCGGAGGUGAGGUGAGGUUGGGACACGGAAGGGAUGAAUGGGACGGCGGCAUUGCGACGCAGUGUCGGUGGUGGUGGCGGGGGUGUCGCCGGUCAAGGUGGAGCUACCCCCGGCGACCUCCUACCCGUCACUACCCUCGUGAUCUACAAGGAUGAUGCUGGAUACGGGAUGAAAGUUUCUGGCGACAACCCGGUCUACGUUCAAUCCGUGAAAGAAGGCGGUGCUGCAGCCAGAGCUGGCCUUCAUGCCGAGGACAAAAUAAUCAAAGUCAACGGAGUCAACGUAAUGCAUUCAACACACACAGACGUCGUGGAUAUGAUAAAAUCCUCGACACAGGUGGUUUUGACAGUGCAGCAGAAACCAGUCAGAUCGUUAGCAGCAGGUUUGCCUGGCGGACUCACGGGGCAACAGCAGCAUCGUCCAGCGAGCCUCACGGCCGGCUCCACCAUGGUCUCACCCUCGCAACCCGCCACGUCCCUCCACAGGGCUGCCACAGCGCCUGCCGGAGGCGCACCCUGUACCGAUCGCAUCACCGGUCCUCAACCCGUCGAUCACGAGAAAAAACGGCAACUAGAGACUGAAAGAGUGCACACAAUCCAAUUAAUGUUAGAAAAGGAACAGAGCUACGUCGAGAUGCUGCGAAGCGAACUCGCCAAACUGGGAGCUGGAAACACCAACAGCAUCGCAUCAUUACAAACGGACUUAACCGGAGCCGAGAGGAGAGUCCGAGUUCUCCAGGAAAGACUUAAUUCCGUAUCGAACAACGACCAUCUUUGCUCGGUAACAAACACCUCCUCUUCCCCAGGCCAUCAUUUGCCCUCGAGUAGCGGUAGUGGUGAUGUGCCGCCACCCUUGCCUUCUCGAAAUUCUAUCCCCAUGCAAAGUCUCUCCCCACCCCCCUUACCACCCCGACCUCCACCCACUUCAAACACGCACAACACAGUCCAGCUGGAGCGACAACUGCUGUCACAAAUAACGCCUCCCACCACCAGUCAUGGCAUACCUAACUCUUUAUCACAAGGUGCGAAUCUGGGAUCCCCAAGUUCUCUUAAUAAACAUCAGCGAACAAAAUCGAGUCCUGAACAAUUGGGAACGACGAUGAUUUCACCAGCAGAAGCUAGCCGACGACUGAUAGCCUCAGAAUCAAUGAAAGAUCUUUCUCCUCCGAGACAUGGACGACAUAGUGGAAUCGACCUGGACGAUCCACCGCACAUCACACCACCAGGAACUCCACCACCACCUUAUCCAACUCCUAGUUCUAACAACUCCACGUCUUCCGGUUUGAAUGAUAGCGACAGUUUUUUGACGUCGCCACCGAAACAUAAUGCGAGUCUCGGGGAAAAUCCUGGUCUUCCACCUGUUCAAAAACCAAUUAUAUCUAUGGAAGAUGACGAUAUGAGUGAUCAAGAAGUGGGCCAAUUAGAGGACCACGGUCCUUUUAAAUAUCUUUCAAGAUUGUGGGGACAUCACGCACAUCUUGCAGUUUUUAUUAAUUACGUUUUGUCCACUAACGAUCUCUCCAGUCUGUUAUUUUACUUGAUAACGGAUCUGUACAAAGAAGGGAAUGCGAAGGAGAUGCGAAAAUGGGCAUACGAAAUACAUUCUAGUUUUCUAGUACCUGGCGCUCCUCUACGUCUAAACAAUGUGGAUGAGAAUGUUGCGCGAGAGAUAGACGACGUACUUUUAAAAGAGUCUGAUAAAGAAGAGAUUUUGCGAAAAAUCUUUUGGAAAGCAAGGGCUCGAGCAAAAGAGGAAUUAAACGAGCAGCUAGCCGAUUUUCAAGUGAAGAGAACCGCAGGACUGGGAACUUUGUUUGGACCCAACGAUUCUGAUCUCGAUGAAAGUAUGUCUGACAAACCUCGAGAAAUCAAAAUCAUAGAGAAGUUCCUUCUACCAAAAGUGGAGGCUUAUUUAGAGGACAUAGAGAAGGAAAAUGUCGAUCUCCGUCAGUUUCUGAUAGCAGCUGGUUUAGCAACAGUAUUGACAAAAAUAUUUCAAAUUCGGCCUGUGUCAAUUGAGCGGGUUCCGAUUUUCGUUGCCAAGGAUAAAACGAAUAUCAAAGCGCGUUUGCUCACUGGAAAAGCAAGAAAAAUGACAGUCCGAGGUCAUCACUUUAUAGCUCAUCAAUAUUUCACCGUCGAUUAUUGCAAUCACUGCCAAAACAUUAUUGGUGGAAUUGGACCUCAGGGAUAUCAAUGCAGCAAUUGCACUCUCAGUGUUCAUCGUCAAUGUGUUCGUGUCGUGGAAGAAAACUGUCCUGGUCCACUAGUUAGGAAGGAAAAGGGAAACGACCGUUUUAGCAAAAUUAUGGAAAGAAUUCGUCCCGAACGGAAACCUCCUUCUCACCAACCACAUCAUCAAAAUCAUAUGCACCUCAUUGAACGUAUCAAAAGGUCGGAAGAAGAAGGUGCCUUGACGGAUGGAGAAAAUGGAGAGCAUCGCGGAGGCGGCGCAACCGGAAGUACCCGCAGUAGCAGCGAAAGGGGACGCGUUUCCGCUUAUGGCGGAGGCAGUGAUCACGCUGAUAGCAUGGACGACCCUUCCUCGAGGGAGGACAUUUCCGAAAUGGUGCAGCAAAAUAUAUCCAGUAAGCCAAAGACGUCAAACAUAAACAGGUCUGAAAGUUACAAGGAGCGGAUACAUCAUAAGAGACAAGUACGGGAAAAGCGGAAAACCAGUGACCCAAAUCUCUCCAAAACAAAUGAUUGUGAGACAACUGGAGCUUUUCCUGGAAACUCAGCGGGUAGUUCUUCAAACAGUAGUUUAUCGACAAGAAGCUUAGACAGCCGAAGUACGAGUCUGGAACAGGUUCAUCCAGCUGCCUCGGCAUCAAAUUCAUCGACCUCCUGGGACAGUGAUGUCGACGUCGAGCCAGAUCCACCCGACUGGAGUCAAGGAGUUGCUGAAGAAGUCCUCGCUCGCCUCAGCAAUUCCGAGAAGAAGAGGCAAGAAGUCAUUAAUGAAUUAUUCCACACCGAACGAUCGCACGUGCGAGCGUUGAAAGUCCUUUCACAAGUCUUCCAUAAACCAAUGCUGGACUCCCAAGUACUUCCUCUAGACCAGAUACAGCUUUUGUUUUCGAAUUUGGAUGAAAUGGUAACAAUUCAUUCCAAUUUCAAUCAAGCAAUGAAAAGAAAGAAAAAGGAGAAUCCCUGUGUAGAAGAUGUAGGUGACCUUCUCUUAGAAAUGUUUGAUGGUGAACCUGGUGAGGUUUUUGAACAAGCCGCAUCGACCUACUGCGCGAAGCAGCAAGUCGCCCUCGAUGCCCUUCGAGAUCGUCGCCGAAAAGACCCUAAACUCAACACCUUCCUCAACGACGUCGAGGCAAAUCCCCUUUGUCGAAGACUUCAACUCAAAGACCACAUCCUCACCGGGAUGCUUAGGUUAACCAAAUAUCCUCUCCUCUUUGAAAACCUAGCCAAGUAUACUCCAGAGACAAACGAAAAGGAGAGAGCUGCCGUUCUCCGGAGUGUCGAACGUAGCAAAGAAAUCCUCAGUCGAGUGAAUCAAUCCGUCAAAGAAGCAGAGGACUACCAACGCCUCGUUGAAAUUCAACGUACUAUUGACAAAUCUGCAUUUGAGAAGUUCGUCGACAAUGCAACAGUUCAGGAAUUCAAGAAUCUCGAUUUCACGAAGAGGAGGCUAAUUUUCGAGGGUCCUUUGCAGUGGCGAAUUGUAAAUCGGGCGAAGCUUGUCGACCUGCAUGUUGUUCUACUUGACGACACGAUAUUCCUCCUGCAAAGGCAGGAUGAAAAAUACAUUUUAAAGUUCGUCAAUAAUCAACCCAACGCUGUAUUGAGUCCCAUUGUCAAGAUAUCGACGGUUCUCGUCAGGCACAACGCUGUUGAUCAUAAUUCCCUCUACCUCGUUAAUACUUCGCAGAAUGGAGCGCAGAUUUAUGAAUUAGUUGCUUCAUCACAAUCAGACAGAAAACUCUGGUUCAAACACAUUUCCGACACGGUGGAAGCUUAUAAAGCGAGGGAUAGGGAAGGAAGAAGGCCAUUGCCAUCGGCUUCGAUACCGCAGGAAACAACUCCCUUAACGGAAGAACCUUCUCCGACAGAAACCGAAGCAACUGGCGAAAAAUCGGAUCACGAGAAGGAAGCGAAGGAAUCUGCUGAUGAUUCGACGCUUGCGGAUCUUGAUGAAGAAGAAGAAACUCCGGAUGCGCCUGAAACUCCGGCACCAAGCGAGAAACCUCGGCAACCUCAAGUGUCUGAGGCACAAACGCCAGGUUUCCGAGAACCAUUGAGAGUGGUUACAUGUACACAAUGUUCACUUAUAGAACCUGAUGAAGUUCACGUUGAAGAGACGACCGUUCAUUAUGCCGAAGCUGUUCUGACACCGAUUGAACAUUUAAGGCGCAAGGAUGAAGCGAUCAAACAAGCUCUAACCGAAAAGCAAGCUUUGGUUGCCGACAUCUUAAACUUGUCUCUAGAAGACUUUGAGCAUGUCGCUGACAUUGCGUCAGAGCCUUCCGAAAUCGAGAAAGAACCUGCUGAGUUGAUACUGGCUGCUAUUAACCAAGCAAACCAAUUAGUCGGAAUUUUAAAUUCCUCUUUGACUGUCAGCGAGUCAGAUAUUGUUCUUGCUUCGAGAGGAUCAUCAUCGACACUUGCAAGUUGCGAAUCAGCGGGUUGUCCUGCACCUCGUGUUCAUCCUCAGCCUCAACCAACAGUACCGGUCUCAGUCUUGCAACCAAUUUGUAAUACAUUAAACACCCAGCUUUCAGAGCUUCUUAGAAUUGUAAAAGAGAGAGAAGAGGAACGAGAGCGACUUUGGAAGGAAUUGCGACAAAGUAGGGAAAAACUUCACGCCAUCGACGCCGACGCACAACGACGAGAGACAGCAGAAACAUUCACAGCUAGUAUUUACACGCAAACAGAACUUGAUGAACAAUCAAACAGUGAAAGCUGCAGCGAGGCGACUAACAAAGACGAAGUUGUCAAUGCGGAGAGCGAACCGGAAGUUGAAACAGAAGAGGCAGAGGAGAAAGUAAUAGCAGUCACUGAAGUGAUGGGCGACAGCGUGGGUUGAUAGCUCACAAGAACCUCGGCGAAUUUUUCGAAAAUUUGGUGCAUUUCAUAAAAGCGAGUCCGAGCAGUGGGUGCUCGUACUAGAGGAAAUCAAAAAAUUAUGUAAAAAAUGACAGAUGGCUAGUAGCUGUUUAUCGAAUGUAACAGUGUUAGAUAUCUAUUAAAGAUCACUGGGUCUAAGCUUAAUCACUUCACCAAAGAUUUUAUGUAAAUGGAUUCUUUCGGUGUGUAGUAGUCGAUUCGGUGUCUAAAAGUCAGCGAAUUCGUUCCUACAGUGCUGAGUGCUUAUGCUAUGCAAUUACGGCAAAACAAUUAGAUUUGCAUGAAUCGUAAUUUGUAUGUAUAGUCAAUUUAAUUUCUUACUCGAUAUUUGACGACUUUUCUAUCAAACUCGAUACAGUGUUCCGCUUAGGACGUACUGUCCACCCAAAACCCGAUUCUUGUAUUUUGUACGCCACUUUUAAAGUCUCGAAGUCCCUUUUAGUAAGGAAGAGUAUUUUCUAGAAACAGAAGUCUUUUUCGGAGGCUCCAGUCUUUUUUUUUCUUUGAAUACACCGCGAAAGAAUAAUUGAAUAAUGAAUUGUCGCAGAAUUGUUAUUAAUUGAUCAAAUUAUCACGAUUUGAAAAAGAAGAAAAUAUCGCAGUGUCGAUUUUUCCUCGCGGAAAACAAUAUAAACACCCCAUUUUUUUUUUUUUUAAUUUCGAGGGUAUUUUACCCACGGACUUGUGCCGAGCCUGAUUUAUAAGCAGAAUGCUCCGCGGCAUUGAAACGCUAAUCAUGAUCGAGAUAUAUUGAUAAAUAUAGUCUUUUUUGUUCUUGUUAUACAUUAUUAUACAAAGUGCAUGUGGCAAUUAAAUCAUUUUUUAAACGAAACAUACUUCAAGUGCCUGUUUUUUACAAAAAGCAAUAUUUUAGGAUAGUCAUUGUACUCGAAGCUAUACGUAUCAUCGAAGGUUUAAAUGGGAAAGUGUAUUCUCUUUUCACGUCGUAAUGUGAAACAAUUGAAACUAUAUUAAUUAUACGUAACGUUUCUAAAACGAUUUUACGAGUAGUUCUUUUUAAGUGGAAACAAGGUUUUGUUAAUAAUUUACACGAGAAAGUUCAUAAUCGGAUGUUUGAUAUAAAUUAAAUUUCCCGUUGGUGCUAUUUUUACUUGAAUAAGCAAUGCAAAGUUCCUCUUUAAAAAGAUCGCGCGAGCAAUUCCAACUUCUUAGGGAUUAAGGAACGAGCGAGAGACCAAAAAUAAUUUUUUGAAAUUGAAUUUUCCUACUGAUGAGAGUCUUUUGAAACUAUGUACGUAUCAUCACGUAAAAGUAAAAAGUAGCUAAGCGUAAUGAAAUGUUGGCAUUUGGAACGUCUCUCGAUUUAAAGUCCAGUGCGGACGUGUCCACGUGAGUUGGUAGCGAGCACAGAGUUCGAAAGUAUUCUAACGAUAAGUAUAGUUGAUUGCCAGAGGCAUUCACUAUAGGAUAAUGCAGCUAACAUUGCAACUAGGCUACUAGAGUAUUCGUAGGGGGAAAUUGUUGUCCUAAGAACGGCAAAUAAAAAUAGCUGUUCUCUCACAGACAGCCGAGCAAAAGACUUGUCUACUUACAUAAAAUCUUUGUGACUGUUAGAUACUAAUAUCAUACCUAAUAUUGAACUUCAAAUGGUUAUUAUAAAUAGAAUACUAUGUAAAUGUAUAAAAUAUUUAAUAACAUUAUUAGUUAC
Belonocnema kinseyi is the source of this 7172-nucleotide messenger RNA. RefSeq names its product rho guanine nucleotide exchange factor 12 (gene RhoGEF2). The coding region runs from base 459 to 5462 and encodes 1667 amino acids. The transcript is spliced from 27 exons. Gene Ontology annotation, cellular component: cytoplasm. Gene Ontology annotation, molecular function: guanyl-nucleotide exchange factor activity; G protein-coupled receptor binding. Gene Ontology annotation, biological process: G protein-coupled receptor signaling pathway. NCBI's taxonomy places the organism in Eukaryota, Metazoa, Arthropoda, Insecta, Hymenoptera, Cynipidae. The record is from RefSeq and is a predicted model, not a curated record.